Zea mays is the source of this 3333-nucleotide messenger RNA. Its product is annotated as Bifunctional riboflavin biosynthesis protein RIBA 1 chloroplastic. Gene Ontology annotation, cellular component: chloroplast. The transcript has 8 exons. The coding region runs from base 89 to 1753 and encodes 554 amino acids. The record is from RefSeq and is a predicted model, not a curated record. Gene Ontology annotation, biological process: riboflavin biosynthetic process. Gene Ontology annotation, molecular function: GTP cyclohydrolase II activity; 3,4-dihydroxy-2-butanone-4-phosphate synthase activity. NCBI's taxonomy places the organism in Eukaryota, Viridiplantae, Streptophyta, Magnoliopsida, Poales, Poaceae.
CCCGGUUCGGCUUGUACUAGAUCUCGCGUUCCGACGGGGCUUCCCGUUGUUUUGUAUCUCCUCGUCGGACCCAGCGUUCCAGUCGAGCAUGGCUUCGAUUCCGCCUCCGUCUUCCUCCGUCGCUGCCCUCACCCGCCAACCGGCCCAGUUCUUGAAAUGGUGCAGUGUAUCCAAGGAGACAAAGGCAUCGGUCUGCAGUUUCUUGGCUACAAAUUCAAACAGCACUAGGGUGAAAUCAGUGGGCUUGAGAGUAGCAUUAUCCUUCAAAAAUGAUGGUGGUUAUCCAGCUGACGGUUUCUCUGGGAAUGGCAACACGCUAUUGCCAAAAAGCACAUCCGUUCGUGGCGAGGACCAUCCGGUUGCUGAUCCUGUACUCCCAAUGGAUUCAAUGAUGACGCCAGAAAUCCUCUCUGCUAAUUUGGCACUUGUUAUGGACAAGUUCUCAGAUGAUGACACAGAUACUGAACUUGAUUUGGAUAGCCCGACAGAGGGCUUCGCGUCGAUUCCAGAUGCCAUUGAGGACGUACGGCAAGGAAAACUUGUGAUUGUUGUUGAUGACGAAUCAAGGGAAAAUGAAGGAGAUCUGAUAAUGGCUGCCUCCUUGGUUACCCCAGAGGCGAUGGCUUUUAUAGUAAGGCAUGGAACAGGAAUUGUUUGUGUCAGCAUGAAAGAAGAUGAUCUGGAAAGACUGAGCCUUCCUUUGAUGGUUACCACAAAAGAAAACGAGGAGAAGCUAUGCACUGCUUUUACUGUUACAGUGGAUGCAAAAGAGGGCACAACUACUGGAGUAUCUGCCAAAGACAGGGCAAAAACAGUUAUGACUCUUGCAUCUCCUGACUCUAGGCCUGAGGACUUCAACCGCCCUGGUCAUAUUUUCCCUUUGAAAUACAGAGAAGGGGGUGUUCUGAAACGAGCUGGACACACAGAGGCAUCGGUUGACCUUGCCAUGCUGGCUGGAUUACCUCCUGUUGCUGUCCUUUGUGAGAUUGUGGAUGAUGCAGAUGGUUCCAUGGCUCGCCUGCCAAAGUUGCGUGUCUUUGCUGAAAGGGAAAAUUUGAAGAUUAUAUCUAUUGCUGACUUGAUUAGGUAUAGGAGGAAAAGAGACAGGCUAGUUGAACGUGCUUCUGUUGCACGCUUGCCUUCGCAAUGGGGCAAUGGCCAUGGAUAUUGCUACAGAUCUGCUAUUGAUGGCAUCGAGCAUCUUGCCAUGGUGAAAGGUGAUAUUGGUGACGGCCAAGACAUUUUGGUGAGGGUGCACUCUGAGUGCCUCACAGGCGACAUUUUUAGAUCCGCAAGAUGCGAUUGCGGUGACCAGCUUGCAAUGGCAAUUGAGAUGAUUGAGAAGGCCGGAAGAGGCGUAAUAGUUUAUCUCCGUGGACACGAAGGACGGGGUAUCGGUCUGGGCCACAAGCUUCGUGCUUAUAACUUGCAGGAUGAUGGGCGUGAUACUGUGGAAGCUAAUGAAGAACUUGGUCUUCCUGUGGACUCACGAGAAUAUGGGAUUGGCGCACAGAUACUACGGGACCUAGGAGUCCGUUCGAUGAAGCUGAUGACUAAUAGCCCUGCGAAAUAUAGUGGUCUGAAAGGUUAUGGACUGAGCAUUGCGGGCAGGGUGCCCUUGGUUACGCCAAUUACCAGCGAGAACCGUAAGUACCUCGAGACCAAAAGAACAAAGAUGGGGCAUGUAUAUGGAUUGGCUAAUGCGCAGGUUAACCAGCCAAGUGGUAGCCAGAGCACAGAAGAGAAGCAUUGAGCCCAAAAAAGUGAUGCAUUCUUCUUUUUGGGAGUUCCUGAAAUCUUCUCCCUCGAUAUUUCCAUAUAUUCUUUUUUUUCUAUAUUUCCAUAUAUUCUUUCUUUCACAUAGAAGGCCGUUUUGUUCUUCAACUGUAGCUGUAGGUUUCAAGAUGGUUAAUGAGCUUAAUAAAAGCAAGUUUAAUAAUAUAAGCAACUGUUCUUGUAAUGAGCUUUACAGUCUGUCUUAGCCGAUAUGUAUAAUGGUUAGCCUUUACAAUGAAUAUAUGGUCAACUGUUUUUCUCACAAAAUUUAAAGUCUAUCUUAAUGGCCGAUAUGCAUAAGAGCAAGUUAAAUAAUAUGGUCAAUUGUUAGUUUAUAGCAAGUUUAAUAAUAUCAACAUUUAGCCGGUGUAUAACUAGCUAUUAUACUAAGGCGGUCUCCAGCAGUUAUCCUAUCUAAUCCUCUAUCAGUUAUCCUAUCUAAUCCUCUAUCUUAUCCUCCAUUUCAAACUUAACUCUGAAAACAAUGUUAUCUACAGUAUAAAUCAACUAUUUUACACGAUCUGCUAGGUGUUAAGCUUUGUUGCUUGGUGUGGUUGUUCGAUAGAGUUGUGAUCGGAUGGUGUGGCUUUUCAAUGUCGUUUCCUAUACCCGCUUUCAUAUCGAGUAUCGUGUAUCUAUUGCUAUCUCUAGGUAUGAUAUAGCAUUGUAGCAUGUCUUGGCGUGUAGUGGUGCAACCAAAGUUGUGCGCAGCAGAGUAGGUUUGCUCCAUUGUGCAUUGCUUUUAGGUUCGAAUCCAUUAAAAAUGCUCCCUUGUGCAUUGAUUUUAGGUUCGAAUCCAUUAAAAAACUGAUUGUGACACAUCAUUUUUUAUUUCUUUUUCUAAAAACCAUGGCAAAACAUUUAUGGUCAUUUCAAAAAUAAUGAAAUGUGCCCUUUCUUUUUCUUAUUUCCACCUAUGUAAUCCUUUGCUACCAAUCACAUUAUCACUCUGAAUACAUAUAAACUACCGCGACUCUAGCACGUAAUAAUGAAGGUCCUGUUUGUUUCCUUCCAGGAUUACAUAAUUCGGCCUAUGGAUUAUAUAAGCACCUAAUGAUCUGCUUAUGGAUUAUCAUAAUCUAGAUAUCUCGAUUAUGUAAUACACCUAAUAAUUAUUUGUUUGUCUCUUAACUUAUUUAAGCCGGAUUAUACUUCCUCUGUUCGCUUAACUUGGUCAUUUUAGCCUGAUUGAUUUGUCCAGUGAAUUUGAUGCUCCCGCAGCCCAAAUACUGUGUCCCAUCCGUGAACAUGGAAGAGCCACCGAAGACGGAGAGGAACUUGUCAAGCAAGGAUACAUACCCGACUUGGGCAUUUUGGUCUUCAGUUGCGGUCGUUGCACGAGCUGCUAGAGGUGUUUGUCAUCGUUGUAACAUCAGCGUGGUCCAACAUCUUCCGUAUGUUCGCAAACAUUCCUCCAAGCCAUGAAGAGGUGCUUUGUUGAUCAAUCUAGAUGAGGAGGACGAGGUCAACUUUGUGAAGGUACAAAUGGAGAAUGUAACACCCCUGGUGUUAUGUGAACUAAAACAUUGGCAUGCCAUCAUAUGUACUGGCAUUAUA